ACCAGGGGUCGGACUGGGAGGCGUUCAGCCCACCUCGGGUGGGAUUAAGAUGAGUCACCUCAUCACACACAAACUCAGAGUCCCCUGGACUGGUGGGACUGGUGGGACUGGUGGGACUGGUGGGGGGAGCUUAGAGGAGCGGACCUGUUUUAGCCCCUGAAACUGGAGCAAUCUCUAAUUCUUAUUCCUUAAAAACCACAGUUUGUGUCCAGUCUAAUGAAACUUUUAGUUGGAGAUAAUUAGAGUCGUGUGUGGGCUUGAGUUUUCUCUGAAACGGUUAUUCUCGCGCCACACGUKCGUGCGUAAAGUGGAGGACGGAGCGCGCGCACAGGCUGCAGCUCGCUGCGGGAGCAGCUGCGAUCAGACGCGUGAUUCGGAGCGGGAGAGAGGGACAUGGACGGUUUGUCCCCGGCAGAACAGCUUCCCGGGUCCACUSUGGUCUCAGCCGGUCCUGAAUCCUGGAAAUGAGACUUGACAGGAUUUUAUAAGGACUGUUUUUGGAGACAUGGCUGCUCUGUGAGACUUCCUCAGACGGUGGAUCGGUGGGAAACUUCUCUCUGAAUCGGAGCAGCAGAAUCAGAGACGCGUCAUGGUGCUCAGCCGUCUCCUGCUGCUGCUCGGCUGGACUCUCGUGUCCGAGCUCGUGGGAGCUCAGAACGACACGGAGCCGAUCGUCCUGGAGGGUAAAUGUCUGGUGGUGUGCGACUCGAACCCGGCCACGGACUGGAGGUCCUCCUCCUCUCCGCUCGGCAUCUCGGUGCGCGCGGCCAACUCCAAGGUGGCUUUCUCUGCAGUCCGGAGCAACAACCACGAGCCGUCCGAGAUGAGCAACAAAACCAGGAUCAUCUACUUUGACCAGGUGCUUGUGAAUAUAGGAAACUACUUCACAUUUGAGUCUGUGUUUUUGUCCCCGAGAAAAGGAGUCUACAGUUUUAACUUUCAUGUCAUCAAAGUCUACCAGAGCCAAACCAUACAGGUGAAYUUGAUGUUGAACGGGAAGCCAGUCAUCUCUGCCUUUGCAGGCGACAAAGACGUAACCCGCGAAGCUGCUACUAAUGGAGUUCUACUUUACCUGGAGAAAGAGGACAAAGUUUACCUAAAGCUGGAAAAAGGAAACCUAGUGGGUGGAUGGCAAUACUCAACGUUCUCCGGCUUCCUCRUUUUCCCCCUGUAAAAAGAUUUAAAAAAAAUAAAAAAAGGCAAGAACAAUUGUAAGCCUAAUGACUUCUUCAUGAUGUGUUGUCACAGUAUAAUCCAAACAUUGCUGCUUCAUCUGUUGGAUUUGGCUCAGUGGGUGAAAAAUGAGAGGAGGAAAAACAUCACAGCAUAGAGAGGAAGUCAGACUUUGGAGAUGGCUCACAUGUCUGGAGGUGUCCUGCUCAGAUGACAGAGACUUUAAAUGUUCCCCAUCACCACCACUCAAACUGAGAGGUACAUCCUGAACAUACACAUCACAGUAUGAUGUGUCCAAAUAUUCUAGAUCUGUUUUAAUUAAUGACAACUAUUGUAUCCAAUUACAUUUUCAUUCGUAGGUUAUWAAUUACACCGGCCUGUUGGAUGAGUUAAUUGUCAAAUUGUCCAAAGUUUUCAACUGUUCAGACCAGGUUGAUCAGAGGAAGGAAUGCACCCGCUUCAGAUGUUAUCAUCCAUGAAAUGAACGUUAAUAGGCCGUUAUCAGUCCCAUAGAAUGGC
Messenger RNA from Austrofundulus limnaeus, 1692 nucleotides. RefSeq names its product cerebellin 4 precursor (gene cbln4). NCBI's taxonomy places the organism in Eukaryota, Metazoa, Chordata, Actinopteri, Cyprinodontiformes, Rivulidae. The transcript is spliced from 3 exons. The coding region runs from base 590 to 1174 and encodes 194 amino acids. Gene Ontology annotation, cellular component: synapse. The record is from RefSeq and is a predicted model, not a curated record. Gene Ontology annotation, molecular function: protein binding.